This is a messenger RNA of Diachasmimorpha longicaudata, 5026 nucleotides long. Its product is annotated as collagen alpha-5(IV) chain-like. The transcript has 6 exons. The coding region runs from base 102 to 4871 and encodes 1589 amino acids. The record is from RefSeq and is a predicted model, not a curated record. NCBI's taxonomy places the organism in Eukaryota, Metazoa, Arthropoda, Insecta, Hymenoptera, Braconidae.
ACAGACGAGAGUGGGGAGGUGGAUAUCAAACACCUCUAGGUCGACGACGAGGCUCGACGGAUUGGCAGUGUCGAGGAGCAUCGCCGUCCGACGAUAUCAUCAUGCGGUACCUAAUCGCCGUCGUCCUAGUACUGUCGGGAAUCGCUGUGGGACGUCAUCAUCAUUUGAGUGAGGUUCAGGAAAAAACGAGAUUCGAUCGGUCUCUGGGUCAAGAUGAUGAUCUCCAGAAUUCAGACGUUGAAGUUUACACUGAUGAAGAAACGAAAUAUGAAGCAUUCCGACAAAGGAACUCGAAAUCAGAGAUUUGUUUUUUGAGAAAAUCCGCGGGAAGAAAUGAGGAAUGGCAUUUUCUGGCGAAUAAUCGGGGUAGAAUGGUGUCUCCUUCUGGCCUGGACCUAACAAGAGUCGAGGCCUGGAAAUUGGCGGGAGGUAGAAUUGUCGACUUCUGCGAUGGAAAGACGAUAAUACUGAUCGAUGAGAAUCGCUCAGCUCGUAGUGACAACCAGGAUCCAUUUUUCAACGAAAUCCCUCUCGACGAGAAUGACAUAGUGCAAAAGCGCAUAGUCGAUGUUGUUAUAGAGCCAUUGAGAACGCGAGCCAAGCGGGAGAUUAUCUUAGAGGAACGUGAAAAGCAAAAUUCCGCAUUGGUGAGGGAACGUCGACAGGUGCGUGGAAGAUUUCGCGGUCAAACACAGUCGCAAUAUUUGAAUCUUGGCAAAGAUUCGGAUAAAGAGGGAAAAGCUGAAGCUGAAGCUACAGAUCAGAGUUCACGGGCUGUUGUCAGCGGAACGAGUGGAAUGGGCCAAGCGCAGAGUAUGUCAUUAGGUGGUUCGUGCGAAGGCUGUCCGGGUUAUCCUGGUUACACAGGUGUUAUUCCACCAGGACAAUACGUACAGCCUGGUGUGCCCGGAAUUACUGGGCCGGGAGGGGUUGUCAUCCCUGGAACUCCAGGAGUGUCAUAUCCACCUAGUAUUCCUGGAGGGGUAAUAACGACUCCUGGAGUCCAACCUGGACAACCUGGGAUAUCGUAUCCUGGUUACCCAGGUGGAGUAGUUCAGCCUCCAAGUACAGGAUUGCCACCAGGUCAACCGGGAUCGACAUAUCUGCCGGGUUUGCCUGGCGGAGUAGUAACAACGCCCGGAGUACAGCCAGGACAACCAGGAAUUAUCUAUCCUGGUGGAGUGGUGCCACCGGGACCAGGAGUGCAGCCCGGUCAACCGGGAAUACUACCGGGGAGACCUGGGGUUUCAUAUCCACCUGGUUAUCCUGGUGGAGUUGUUACAACACCUGGAGUGCAACUGGGACAACCAGGAGUGUCAUAUCCCGGUGGGGUAACACCAGGAGUCCAGCCAGGUCAGCCGGGAGUCGCUUAUCCACCGGGAUACCCAGGGGGUAUCGUAACGACGCCUGGCGGCCAGCCCGGUCAGCCUGGGGUAACUUACCCAGGUGUAGUAGGCCCCGGAGUUCAGCCAGGCCAACCCGGAGUAUCCUACCCACCGGGGUACCCAGGAGGUAUCGUAACUACGCCCGGUGGCCAGCCAAGUCAGCCUGGAAUAACUUACCCCGGUGGAGUGGGACCCGGAGUUCAGCCAGGCCAACCGGGAGUAUCAUAUCCACCAGGCUACCCUGGAGGUAUUGUCACAGGGCCUGGAACGCAACCAGGAAUAUCAUAUCCAGGUGGAGUACAGCCAGGACAACCCGGUGUAUCGUAUCCGGGGGGACAACCGGGAGUCUCAUAUCCAGGAGGGCAACCAGGAGUUUCCUAUCCAGGAGGACAACCAGGAGUUUCCUAUCCAGGAGGACAACCAGGAGUUUCAUAUCCAGGAGGACAACCAGGGGUCUCAUAUCCUGGUACAAUAUCGCCAGGUUAUCCGGGAGGAAUAGUGACCUCUCCAGGCGUACAACCCGGCCAGCCGGGAAUUUCAUAUCCACCUGGUUAUCCAGGCGGACAGCCUGGUAUCUCCUAUCCUGGAGCACAACCCGGUAUCUCAUAUCCAGGUGGCGUGCCGCCUGGUUACCCCGGAGGUGUGAUAACAACGCCGGGAGUACGGCCAGAUCAACCAGGAGUUUCAUAUCCACCAGGGUAUCCAGGAGGUGUAGUAACAACCCCUGGAGUGCAACCCAGUCAACCAGGAGCAACUUAUCCUGGCUAUCCCGGAGGAGUCGUGACGACACCUGGAGUACAACCUGGAACGCCUGGAAUAUCUUAUCCACCCGGGUACCCUGGAGGUGUAAGUACCAUCCCUGGGGUGCAACCAGGACAGCCGGGGAUCGCCUAUCCGCCUGGUUAUCCUGGAGGAAUUGUUGCUAUCCCUGGCCAGCCACCUGCACAGCCUGGAGUGUCUUAUCCGCCUGGAUUUCCGGGAGGAGUAGCACCCGGCGUUCAACCAGGCCAACCUGGCAUAUCUUACCCACCGAGUUAUCCGGGGGGCAUUGGACAGCCCGGCAUUUCGUAUCCAGGUGGCGUUCCUCCAGGUGUACAGCCUGGGCAACCGGGCGUAUCGUAUCCAGGUGGGGUGUCUCCAGGAGUGCAACCAGGACAACCAGGUAUUUCAUACCCUGGUGGGGUACCACCUGGAGGACAGCCAGGUGUAUCUUAUCCGCCUGGUUACCCCGGAGGUGUAGUAACCACACCUGGAGUCCAGCCGGGACAAUCAGGAGUGUCUUACCCGCCUGGCUAUCCUGGAGGUGUAGCACCUAGUCCUGGUGUUCAACCUGGACCACCAGGGGUGCUAUAUCCUGGUGGAGUACCCCCAGGGCAACCAGGAGUAUCUUAUCCAGGGGGAGUGCCGCCAGGAGUGCAACCAGGGCAACCAGGAGUAUCUUAUCCAGGUGGAGUCCAGCCAGGACAACCAGGAGUAUCUUAUCCAGGUGGAGUACCACCAGGACAACCGGGAAUAUCUUAUCCAGGUGGAGUGCCGCCAGGAGUACAACCAGGACAACCGGGAGUAUCUUAUCCAGGUGGAGUACCACCAGGAAUACAACCAGGACAACCAGGAAUACCCUAUCCCCCGAGUUAUCCUGGAGGCGUAGUAACACCUGGUAUACCCGGACUACAACCGGGUCAACCAAGAGUCUCCUAUCCACCCGGCUAUCCCGGUGGUAUUGUUACAACACCAGGACUGCAGCCAGGGCAGCCCGGAGUGUCAUAUCCAGGUGGAAUACCUCCAGGUCAACCUGGAGUAGCGUAUCCUGGUUAUCCAGGUGGAGUAAUCCCAGCCCCAGGUGUCCCAGGUACAGUAAUUUAUCCGCCCGGGACUCCAGGAGUUGUUACUACACCAGGAGGCCUGCCGCCAGGCGCAGGUGACGAUGACUCUCACGCUUCAAGUUCAGUCACACAAACCGAUGACGGAACUGAAGCUAGUGCUUCUGCCGAUGGUCGACUUGGCGACGGAACCGCGCAAUCGAAGGUCAGUGGAAUCUACACCGGCGCCGGGUCGUUUUCAGCCCAAGCAGGAACCAGCGAUGGUAAAAAAGGAGCCCAAACCCAGGUGUCUGGAGGUAAAGAAGGCGCCAUGAGUAGUGCCCAAGGCAGUGGAGGGCUCGGUAAAAGUCAAGCGCAGGUUCAACUCAACUCUGACACUGGGGCAACAUCAACUGACGCCCAGAGCAGUGGAUGGAAUCAUGGAACGAGUUCUCAGGUUCAAGCGAGCGAAAAGGGAGGAUUGGCUGAUGCACAAGCUAACGGUGAGGGAAGCACAUCGAGUCAGGCACAGAUUGGUUUUCAGCCAUACUCAGGAUCCCGAGAACAGGAGGAGACCCCCUCUAAACCAUUUCGCGGAGGAGGAACAGCAACAGCACAGAGUGGAACGUUCCAGGGACAGUCACAGUCGCAAAUCCAGGGAUCUUUCCAAUACGGAAUCAGUUAUACUGGAGCAGCUCAGGCAGGAUCAGGCUCAGGAGCUGCUGCCUCACGAAAACCCUUCAAUUUUACCAACUCAGAUCCCAAUCUCUUCAAAAAAAUCGAGAAACCUGAUCCCAUUUCUAUCUCGAGAGACGAAUCAUCGGUCUCUACUCUACCACCUCCUUAUCAGCAGCCCCAGCAUCAACAAUCUGAUUCAACUACACCUUCUUCACCUCCACCAGGAGACCAGUCCCUCAGGACUUCAUCUUCGUCCAGAAAGACAGUGAUUGCGAAAACAAUACCCCCUAUCUAUUCACCGACCGAGAAAUCUCGAGAUGAAUUACCUUACGAUCCUGAAAACGCGGACUACGACGACGAUGAGUACGACGAUGACGACGCUGAUUAUGAUUCAACAACAACGAGAGUUCGAAGCGGCGGCGAAGGAUUCAGACAAACUCAAUUGAUUAGAGUUGCGACAGCGAAGAAAUACGAUGUCAAUGUCCAGCAAGAAUCAUCGAAACUCCAAGAGGGUGAUAUUCUUGAACCUGGUGAGGCUCUUCCCGGCUACACAGUCCCUGCGGGCUUUAGAGCGAAAAUCGCAUCGACUUCCGGGGAACGAACUCAAGCACAAGGGGGCAAUUCUCAAGCCCAGACGGUCUCUUUGACUCCGGCUGGCCAGGAUGGUACACAGUCACCGAAGAACAGUGAUUCUAGAUACAAGAAUGUUCAUGGAUUUCCGGGAAGCUUCGACAGGAAUUCCCACAUCUAUCCCAAGCCCCUGAGCUCUAGCAACACGAGAUCUAUGAACCCAGCUCCAGUGAAGCCAAAUUACGUGACAGUGACUAAUAGUGUGGCUGGAAAAAUGGAUGACUCAAGAAGAAAAUACGAGCAUCGUUAUUAUACGAAGAGCUCUACCUGCGGUUAUUUCACGUUCUCUUGCAACAUUGUCCAUGGCUCCAACGGGAGAACUAAGAUUUGUAAACCCAGAAUGCCGACAUACUCCGAUGGAACCCCCAUGAAGUGCUGACGAUUCUGGGAUAAAGCUCAGACAAUCACGUCUGUCAUAAUCAAAUCGUCACAACUAUGAAUUUCACGUUAUACCGAUACAUACUACGCUUGCUCUCAUAUACGUCAUUCCGCAAAAUAUUUAUAUAUUUAUAAAUAAAAUUUUUAACUGUUGAA